This is a messenger RNA of Arachis duranensis, 438 nucleotides long. RefSeq lists its product as uncharacterized. Bases 1 to 438 code for a protein of 145 amino acids. The record is from RefSeq and is a predicted model, not a curated record. NCBI's taxonomy places the organism in Eukaryota, Viridiplantae, Streptophyta, Magnoliopsida, Fabales, Fabaceae. The transcript has a single exon.
AUGAUUUCAAGUUAUCACCCAGUGAAAGCGAACGUGGUGGCAGACGCCUUGAGCAGGAAGAAUUUGAGUAUCUCUUGUAUGAUGAUAAAGGAAGAAAAGUUACUUGUGGAAUUUGAGGACCUUAAGUUGGCUAUGACUGAGACGUCAAGUGGAGUCCAUUUGGCGCAGUUGCAUAUAACACCAGAUUUUAAGAUUAGGAUUCAGCAAGCACAAGCACAGGACUCAGAAAUGAUGAUGAUGCUAAAAUGGAUGAAAGCAGAGGAACCAGAAGCUGUAAGACAAGAUCGUAGUGGUCUCUGGAGAUACAAGAACAGAAUUUGUGUUCCUAGCUUUGGAAAUUUGCGGCAAGGGAUUCUUGCAGAAACCCAUCAAAGUAGAUUUUCUAUGCAUCCUGGAGUGACAAAGAUGUAUCAAGAUAUGAAACAAAUGUUCUGGUGA